AGUCUGUCUUCUCUGCCCUUCAGACUUGGCUCCCUAACCCAACACAUGCCCUUAGGGCCCCCUAAUGAACGCCUCAAGAGCCCAGACCUGUGGAGGUAGACUCUCCGUCCACCCGCCUCUCGUGGCUGCAACAAUGCAGCCGAAGCACUAAGAGGAAGCCUGGGUUUGAAUCUGCUGGCCCAAGCCUGUGGGGCACCUUACUGGGUUUGCCAUGGAAGGGCAGACCAGAGGGAACAGAGGCCUGGAGAAGCCUCUCCCUGCUACCACCCAUCCCUCUCUGUCCUCACUGGGCGCCGUGUUCAUCCUCCUGAAGUCUGCUCUGGGUGCUGGCCUGCUCAACUUCCCCUGGGCCUUCUACAAGGCAGGAGGCAUGGUGCCCACCUUCCUGGUGGCCCUGGUAUCUUUGAUCUUCCUGAUCAGUGGCCUGGUCAUCCUGGGCUAUGCAGCAUCUGUCAGUGGCCAAACCACCUACCAGGGUGUGGUCCGUGAGCUAUGUGGCCCCACCAUGGGGAAGCUGUGUGAGGCCUGUUUCCUGACCAACCUGCUCAUGAUCUCCGUGGCCUUCCUCAGAGUGAUCGGGGACCAGCUGGAGAAGUUGUGUGACUCCCUCCUGCCUGAGGCCCCACAGCCCUGGUAUGCAGCCCAGAACUUCACCCUGCCCCUGAUCUCCGUGCUGGUCAUCUUUCCCCUGUCAGCGCUUCGGGAAAUUGCCCUGCAGAAGUACACCAGCAUUCUAGGUACCCUGGCUGCCUGCUACCUUGCUCUGGUCAUCACAGUGCAGUACUACCUAUGGCCCCAGGGCCUCCUACGCCAGCCUGGUCCUUUGCUGAGCCCGUCUCCCUGGACCUCUGUGUUCAGUGUCUUCCCUGCCAUCUGCUUUGGAUUCCAGUGUCACGAGGCCGCUGUCUCUAUCUACUGCAGCAUGCAGAACCAGAGCCUCUCCCACUGGGCCCUGGUCUCUGUGUUGUCCUUGCUGGCCUGCUGCCUUGUCUACACGCUGACAGGGGUUUAUGGCUUCCUGACCUUCGGGACUGAAGUUUCUGCGGAUAUCUUAAUGUCGUACCCAGGCAAUGACACAGCCAUCAUUGUAGCACGCAUUCUCUUUGCGGUCUCCAUUGUGACUGUCUACCCCAUCGUGCUGUUCCUGGGGAGGUCUGUGAUGCAGGACUUUUGGAAAAAGAGCUACUGGGCCACACGGGGCCCCCCAGUGCUGGCUGACCCCUCAGGGCCAUGGGUUCGUCUCCCAUUGACCUUCCUGUGGGUGGCAGUGACACUCGCCAUGGCUCUGUUCCUACCAGACCUCAGUGAGAUCAUUAGCAUUAUCGGUGGCAUCAGCUCCUUCUUCAUCUUCAUCUUCCCAGGUUUGUGUCUCAUCUGUGCUGUGGACACGGAGCCCAUAGGACCAAGAGUCAAGUGCUGCCUGGAGGCCUGGGGCAUCCUCUCCGUGCUGGUGGGCACCUUCAUCUUUGGGCAGAGCACAGCUGUGGCCAUGGUGGAGCUGCUCUGAUGUGGGCUGACACAGUCACUCCUGAAUCUGGCCUGAAGACCCCUGUAGGUGUUCUUGUUGUCACAAAGUGCUGCCCCGUCUAUUGAACUGCUCCUCCUACGACUUACAGGAGGAUCCUGGUGAGGAAGGACUGCUGUGACAAGUUACUGCCAUGUGGUGACUCAGGACAAUAGAAGCCCGUGCAACUGAAAGCUGGACCAUGAGCUAGAGAGUGGUGGGCCAUGCUGCUUCAGAAGGUUCUGGAAUGCUCCUCUCAUUGUCCUCCUCUGGUGGGGUUUCAGGAGCUCCUUAGUGUCCCUGGCUUGUAGAUGUAUCACUGUAGUCCCAGGGUCAAUACCUGCCCUGUGUGUCCUUUCCCAAACAGGAUGUCCAGCUCCCUAGUCUAGGCCCAUCUCAAUUUAGUGAGCGCUUGUCUGCACUGACACAUGUCUUAGUUACUGUUCUGUUGCUGUGAAGAGACACAUACAUGGUCAAGGCAGUGCCUAGAAGAGUUUGUUGGGGGCUUACACUUUCAGAGGGUUAGAGUCUACCGUCAUGGCAGGGAGCACAGCGGAAGGGAGCAGGGCAGCAGGCAGGCAUGGUGCUGUAGCAUUUACAUCCUCAUCUGCAAGCACAAGGCAGAGAGCACACAGUGGAACGGUGUGGACUUUUGAAACCUCAAAGCCCACCCCCAGUAACACACCUCCUCCAGCAAGCCCACACCUCCUAAUCCUUCCUGAACAGUUGAGACCAAUCAUUCAAACAUCUGAGCCUGUGGGGGCCGUUUUCAUUCAAAACACCAUAUUCCACUCCCUGGCCCCCAUAGGCUUGCAGCUAUGUCGUAAAGCAAAAUGCAUUCAGCCCAACUUCAAAAGCCCCCGUUGUUGGGGUCUGACUUAAGGGUAUGCAAGGACAGAAUGCAUUUGAGACACAAGCUUAAAAUCUAAUGUUGCUAUUUCUCUCAGGAAGUAAAUUUGGACCGCCCACAAAUGUGGGAGGGAGCACAGGACCGCUUGUGACCUUCCUCAGUUUCUAGAAAAUAAUCAACGAUGUUCUUAUACCUCAGACAUUUUUCUGAAGACAAAUAAUAUUGCCGUGCUUUAUAUGAACCUGAACAUGCAGAGCUGUGAAGCAGGCAUCUCUGCAACUGCCAACUCCUCACUCUUUUAUCAAAGGAACUAUGAUAAUCAACCGAGCCUUGUGCAAAUCGCGCUGGGCUGCCUUGAAUCCCCUGGUUUCCUUGCAUCUGUCUGUCUGUCUGUCCAGACAGCUUCACCCACCCAUAUUCUUUCAUAGUCUCAACAGUUUAAAAUUCAGUUUCUAAUGAGACUCAAGACUGUCUCUUACAUAUGUACUUGAAUGUACGAUGGCACGGAAUACGCUGGACCAAAGCAAGACUGAAACCCACCAGGGCAAACUCCAAAUCUGUAACUCUGUGUCGUGUCUGAUGUCACAAGGCUUAGGUGUCUCAAUCCUUCUGGCUUAGCCAACUGCCACGCAGUUCUCUCUCUCAGGCUGGUUCCACUCCCUGCAUGCAGCUCUCCCUGCAUGCAGCUCUCCCUGGUAGACACCUAUGGCCCUGGUCCUGCCAGCAUUAUGGGGUCUCCAAUGCAAUCCGGGCUUCACCUUCACAGCCUCAUGCAACAGCCUCUCCAGCUUCCAUGCAGAAACUCCAGUGCCUGUCACACACACCUGGCCUCCGUGUCCUUUCCCCAGGAGAAGAGUCCACAACCCGUUUACUUGCUCCUGUAUCCUUAGUGAUUCUAAAGCCAGAACCACACAGAUGCUGCUGCCAAGUUCUGCUGCCUGCUAGGGAUGGAGCCUGGCCCCCCUCUGUGAAUUUAAGCUUUGAUUUGUUGUUGCUCUGAAGGAGCAGAAGACCCCUCAGGCCUUUUACUUUUAUAAACUGCGGAUUGCCUGGGUGGGGCCCCACCCUAAGGGUGCACUGUCUGCCCUUUUCUCUUUCAGCACAAAUCACGACUCUAAGGUGGGAUUUCCUGGUGUUCUUUUCUCCUCAGACUUUGUAUUUCUUUUUGUCCAGUUUGUUCUUGUUCAUUGUAGACCUGCCUGUCAGUGAUCACUAACAACCAUGGGACAGACUCAA
This is a messenger RNA of Arvicanthis niloticus (Nile rat), 3590 nucleotides long. It is a transcript of the gene Slc38a8, whose product is annotated as solute carrier family 38 member 8. NCBI's taxonomy places the organism in Eukaryota, Metazoa, Chordata, Mammalia, Rodentia, Muridae. Gene Ontology annotation, cellular component: membrane. The record is from RefSeq and is a predicted model, not a curated record. Gene Ontology annotation, biological process: amino acid transmembrane transport. Gene Ontology annotation, molecular function: L-amino acid transmembrane transporter activity.